Salpingoeca rosetta is the source of this 1945-nucleotide messenger RNA. RefSeq names its product camp-dependent protein kinase type I-beta regulatory subunit. Gene Ontology annotation, cellular component: cAMP-dependent protein kinase complex. The record is from RefSeq and is a predicted model, not a curated record. The transcript has 9 exons. Lineage: Eukaryota; Choanoflagellata; Craspedida; Salpingoecidae. Gene Ontology annotation, biological process: regulation of protein phosphorylation. Gene Ontology annotation, molecular function: cAMP-dependent protein kinase regulator activity. The coding region runs from base 313 to 1434 and encodes 373 amino acids.
UUUGUUUUUUCUUUCCUUCGCUGCCUCUCCCCAACAACAAACAGACGCAGACGCAGACAAGACGAAUCUCACACACAACCGACAACCAGCUCCCCUCCUCCUUCCUUGCUUGCUCUUUUGUGUGCAUAUCAGCCAGCCGCCUUCCCUCUCUCUCCCUCUCUCUCUCUCUCUCGAAGCCGCACCCCCUUUGUUUCCUCACGCAACCGGUGUCGUCGUUCUCCUUCCACACGACCGACCACGUGACGCCUCCCCUGUGGUGGUCGCGCUUUCCCUCUUCCCACACUCUCCACAUCGACAUCACAAAACACAAUCAUGGCCUUUCCCAUGGACACAAGCAACCUGGAGGCCGACCUUCAGAAGUACCUUGCCGAUCACAAUGUUGAGGCGUUGUUGAAAGACAUUGUCGUCAAGCUGUGCGUUGACAAGCCAGACGAUGUGCUGGAGUACAUCAAGAACCACGUCACAAAGCUCCAACAGCAGUCAAAGGGCGAUGAGACAGAUGAGGACGACGACAUGGAUGACAUGGACAUGGGCGACCUGCCACCGCGCGGGCGAUCGCGCCGUGCCGCCAUCUCCGCCUCGGUCAUGACCGCUGAUGACGUCGAGGGCUACGAGCGCAAGGUGAUUCCCAAGGACGCUGCGACAAUGCUGCGUCUGCAGCGCGCCGUCUCAGAGAACAUCCUCUUCCAGCAUCUUGAGCAGGAGGAGCUGUCACAGGUGCUCGACGCCAUGUUCCUCGUCAAGCGCAAGGCCGGCGAGACGGUCAUUGAGCAGGGUGACGAGGGCGACAACUUCUAUGUUGUUGAUGAGGGCGAGCUUGAGGUGUGGAAGGUUGAGCAGGAGGGCGAGGAAGCGAAGAAGGUGCUUGAGCUGAGCCAGGGUGGCAGCUUUGGCGAGCUCGCCCUCAUCUACAACCAGCCCCGCGCCGCCACCGUCAAGUGCCGCACAGACUGCCAGCUCUGGGCCAUUGACCAGGAGACGUACCGUCGCAUCUUGAUGAGCAGCACCGUGAAGAAGCGCAAGGAUUACGAGGAGUUCCUCUCAAAGGUUGAGCUUCUGUCGAGCAUUGACAAGUACGAGCGGCUGCAGAUUGCCGAUGCGCUCAUCCCGUGCACGUUUUCGGACGGCGAGAGCAUUGUCAAGCAGGGCGAGGAAGGCAACGACUUUUACAUUAUUGUCGACGGCGAGGUGGUGGUGACGCAGCAGAACGACAAGGGCGAGACUGGCGAGGUGGGCCACCUUGGCCGCGCCGACUACUUUGGCGAGAUUGCCCUGCUCAAGGAUAACAAGCGUCACGCAACGGUCACAGCCAAGGGCGACGUCAAGUGCGUCAAGCUGGAUCGCGACACCUUUGAGCGCAUGCUCGGGCCCGUCGAGGACAUUCUCAGAAGGAACAUGGACCUCUACAAAACGUUCAUGGGCAACGACGAGUAAAUGCCUGCCAUCAACCAACAACAACGAUGAUCCUUCCCAAAUCACACAUGCACCGCAAUCCAGCAUGCAUGCAUGCAUGCAAUUCGUGCCUCUCGUUCUUCCUUUGACACGGGCGUGCGCUGCUUGGUGAUGGUGCUGGCUCUUUUACACGUCGAUUUUUCGUUUGCGCGUGUUCAUUUGUUCUCUCUUCGUUGUGUGUAAAUGCACGUUCGCAUCGCCGUUGUAUGCGCUGCACUGUUGUAUGCGCUGCACUGUUCCUUGUCCCACGCCAUCAUUGCCCUGCCUGCAUGUGAGUGCUGCUGCGUUUCUCCCCUGCGCUGUUCGUUUGUUGCCAACGCGUUUUCCUUUCUGCUCGUUGUUGCUGCUGGUGGUUGGUUGGUUGGUGUGCGAGGUUUUGUUUGUGCUUCGAUCUUGUUCCAUGUUCUCUUUUUCCUUUCCAUGUUUUGCCAUUCGUUCUUGUUUGCGCUUUGUUCACCUCAUGUCACACUCGAACAUUGCAACUGACAAAGUG